AUGUGCUAUACAACCUUUCCCUUGAGCACCAACGAAUGUAAGAACGAGAGUGGCGAGUGGCACUCGAAAGACAAGAUCCAGGCAGCUCAACAUCAUAAACCUGCUUUUGCCAGGUGGUUCCCAUCUCCUACCGUCAUCGUACCCUGCCAGGCAGGUAGGUAG
Chaetomium globosum CBS 148.51 is the source of this 162-nucleotide messenger RNA. RefSeq lists its product as uncharacterized. NCBI's taxonomy places the organism in Eukaryota, Fungi, Ascomycota, Sordariomycetes, Sordariales, Chaetomiaceae. Bases 1 to 162 code for a protein of 53 amino acids. The transcript has 3 exons. The record is from RefSeq and is a predicted model, not a curated record.